AUGCGCAAAUGGCUCCGCCAUGGGACCAAGGAGGACGAUAGAUCCCUAAAGACGACUGAUGUCGACACGCCCGCGAGCAGCCACGUUCUCCGACUGGGGCUCUUCUCCAAGGUGCAGGUGCUCGCAACGCGCGCCUUUAAAUUUCCGUCGUCGAUCCCUAUCCCAACGGCAGUGGCAAUCAACACACGGGCAGUGGCACCAGCCACGUUGCCCAAGCCCCCGCGCAAGAAGCGCUUUGAAUUGCCGUUUGCGCUACAAAAACCCACACAAAUGCUCUCAAAGCUGCUCCAAAAUCUCCCCAACGACCCGUUUGGCGUCGCCGACAAGAUGCAAGCGAUCGCCAAGCGACUCUGGUUCACGCGUCCGCCGCCGCCGUCAACCAAGAGCAUCGAGGCACGCGAUGCCUUUGAUAUCGAGGGCCAACUGCGGGCGUGGGCGGCCCUCGCGCGUGCCAACGUCGCCAAGCUGUACCGGCGCAAGCAGCUCGUGCACGACUACUCGGUGCACGAAGCGCUCGCGAUCCUCGACGUCACCGUGCAAACCGUACUUUGGAAAGCCAAGGUGGCCGCGGACCGCCGGCAACAAGCCGCAGCGCGUUGCAUCCAGCACGCCUGGCGAUCCCAUGCGUGGCGGCUACACAAGCGCCGCCGCGACAAGACGCGCAUCCUCGCAACGCUUCGAAACGUCGUCGAGCGCAUGCUCUGCGCUCGGCUUGUGCCGGGUCUCGUCGCAGAUGUCCUCGCCCAAGGCUGCAGGCGCAUGGCAGCACGAACGAUUCAGCGGGUCUGGCGCGGGCACAGGGGGCGAAAACGCGCCCGCGUCCGACGCCGGUGCGUGCACAAGGAGCAGCGCGCAGCCGCACGCGAAGUUGCGCGGCUGGCCAAGCGCCGUGCGCUGCUGGCACCGGCCGCGAACGCAAAGCGACUCGAGAGCAUCAAGCGCGCGUGGGCACGCGACGACUUUGUACCGUCGCCCCACACAAAGCCACGGCGACUCUUGCCGCGACACAAGACACUCCACCCGCUGCCGACACAGACGCCCCCCGAGAGCCCCCUCGUCGCAAAGCUCUCGGUGCCAAAGUGGACGCGGCUACCAAAGCCCGUGCGUCCGCAUGCGUGCUGGGUCGCCGUACCCAUACACGUCACCGACCAUAUGCACACCGACAACCUUCGCCCGCAAAGCCGACUGCUCAAGCGGCACUACGAUUUGCAGUACGAUUGGAUCCCCGCGGGCCUUCUCCAGUCGACAACCGACGUACCAGCGCCGACGACAUUUGAAGAGAAAGUGCUGCGCAUGAUGCCGCCACGCGCAACCAGCGUCCCCAAAGACACCCGCCUCGCGCCACUUCAGUCCAAGUCGAAGCUCCCAUCGUAA
This is a messenger RNA of Saprolegnia parasitica CBS 223.65, 1374 nucleotides long. RefSeq lists its product as hypothetical. The record is from RefSeq and is a predicted model, not a curated record. The transcript has 4 exons. Gene Ontology annotation, molecular function: protein binding. The coding region runs from base 1 to 1374 and encodes 457 amino acids. Lineage: Eukaryota; Oomycota; Saprolegniomycetes; Saprolegniales; Saprolegniaceae.